Molecule: messenger RNA, 1737 nt
Organism: Talaromyces atroroseus
Lineage: Eukaryota; Fungi; Ascomycota; Eurotiomycetes; Eurotiales; Trichocomaceae
Exons: 3
Coding region: 1-1737 (578 amino acids)
Biological process (GO): protein N-linked glycosylation
Cellular component (GO): endoplasmic reticulum membrane
Molecular function (GO): dolichyl pyrophosphate Man9GlcNAc2 alpha-1,3-glucosyltransferase activity
Source: RefSeq, a predicted model, not a curated record
AUGGCAUCCUCCCCUGCUGCUGUAUCUUACCGUCCUCGACAGAAAAAGAAGCUUCCAACAUCGCUCUCCGGGUCCAACAAUAAUGAUCUGAUUCUCGAACCGGGCUCGCCACAAGCAUCUCCUGCUUUUCCGCUCGUUUCUUUCAUGUGGUCUGCCCGUGGAUCGACUUCGCAAUGGCUUAUUUUGCCAUUGAUUCUUAUGGCGGUGGGCUUCGAGUCUCCUCCUAUGCACGGCGAUUUUGAGGCGCAAAGGCAUUGGAUGGAAUUGACGAUCCAUCUACCAAUUACGAAAUGGUACUUCUAUGACCUUCAAUACUGGGGCCUCGACUAUCCGCCGUUGACAGCUUACCAUAGCUGGUUGCUGGGGAAUAUAGGCUCGUGGGUCAACCCAGCUUUCUUCGCGCUCGACACAUCGCGGGGCGUCGAGGAUCCCCUCCUGAAGCUUUACAUGCGCGCCACUGUCAUUGUAUCCGAAUACCUUAUUUACAUCCCAGCUGUUGUAUUAUUCGGGCGUCGAUACGGUCGUCUUCUCGGAGUACCAAUGUGGUCAACUUCAAUUGCUUUGACUGCCAUAUUGAUGCAGCCUGGAACUAUUCUCAUCGACCAUGGUCACUUCCAGUACAACACGGUGAUGUUAGGCUUGAUGGUAGCCAGUAUAGAAAGUAUACUGACUGGAAGACUGCCGCUGGCAUGUGGCUUCUUUGUCGCGGCCUUGUGCUUCAAACAGAUGGCACUGUACUAUGCACCGACCAUGUUUUCUUUCCUUCUGGGAAGCUGCCUCUUCCCUCGUAUAAGAAUUGGACGCUUUUUAUUGAUCGCUCUAUCAACGGUGGCAGCUUUUGCCAUCAUUCUUCUGCCAUUAGUUGCGGCAUCCGUGAUUGACUGGACUAAUGGAAUUCCGCCCUCUGGGACCUUACCGGUAUUUCUCGCAGAUUUACCGAUCAAACUAGAUGGGAAUUCUUGGUACUACGCAUCGCUCCUCCAGCUCGGCCAGCUUGUCCACCGCAUAUUCCCCUUUGCGAGAGGUUUAUUCGAAGACAAAGUCGCAAAUGCCUGGUGUGCCAUCCACACGUUUUACAAAUUGAAUCGGUUUCCCUCGUCGCUUUUGCAGCAGGCAUCACUUGCCGCCACUCUCGCGUCGAUUUCCAUCCCAUGUCUUGUGAUCCUCCGUUAUCCUCGGCCACAGCUCUUAUUGCUUGCCCUCACUAGCUCUGCGUGGGGCUUCUUCCUGUGCUCUUUCCAGGUACAUGAAAAGAGCGUUUUGCUGCCCUUACUUCCAAUGACGCUUCUCCUGAACGUUGAUGGGGGAUUGAACAAGGUGAACCGUGCAUGGAUUGGUUGGGCCAAUAUUCUUGGGGCAUGGACAAUGUAUCCACUGCUCAAGCGAGAACAGCUCAGCAUCCCAUACUUCGUCAUCACCCUUCUGUGGGCUUACUUGCUAGGCUUAUUUCCCACGUCAAUGGAGACGUAUCGAUCGAGGAAUGCGAAAGAGCCUUCAGUUCAUAUACUUACGGCACUCAUCCACUCCAUCUUUUAUCUGAGCAUGAUAGGCUGGCAUGUCGUUGAAGCAUUCGUACCACCGCCAGCUGGCAAGCCAGACUUAUGGGUCGUGCUCAAUGUGCUUAUCGGUGCCAGCGGAUUUGCUCUGGCUUAUGCAUGGUCAACAGGGAACUUAAUACUACAGGCAUAUAGACUGAGUGGUAAACCUGCCGCAGGAGACUCGAAGAAGACUCAAUAG